AGCCUGUAAGCGCGCGGAGCACCUCCGUAGUCCGUACUCUACAGUCGGUGCCGUGCGCACGAGCAGUCGGCGGCCCGCACUCGACGGUGACGCAGCCUCGGCUUGAAGUACUUUGCAAGAAAGACGUGAUAGGAGCCAGGAUGAGGUGUUAUCUGCUGGUGCUGGCCUUGUUGGCCGUGACGAUAUGCUCCACGGAAGCUGUAUUGAAACGUCGGAAGCACCGCAGGUUGCGUACGACGACGACCACAGAGCCGUCUAUGCUGGCGGCGGCGCGCCUGUUCCCGCCCGCGGCCGGCACGCACCGCGGGGACGAAGCUGAGCACCUCGAGCUGGGCAUGGCGGAGCGCCUCGACGAAAAACGGUUCCAGGAGUCUGAGAGAGCUCGUGUUAAUGAAAUCAUGAAUGAGGUCGGUGACGAAAACAACGGAGGCAACGAAGUUUUCAUGGAAGAUCCGUGUCUGAAGGUGCACUGCAGCGCAGGGCGCGUGUGCGAGAUCGACGAGCACGGCGACGCGGUCUGCAACUGCAUCAAGGAAUGCCCCUACGAGACCGACUCCCGCCGAAAGGUGUGCACUCAUCACAAUGAGACAUGGCCGUCGGACUGCGACGUGUACCGCCAGCGCUGCCUGUGCCUCGACAACUCGGAGCUGUGCCGCGGCCCGCAAUAUCACCACGUUCAGAUCGAGUACUACGGCGCCUGCAGGGAGAUGCCGGAAUGUUUGGAGAGCGAGAUGUCUGACUUCCCGCGGCGCAUGCGCGACUGGCUGUUCAACAUCAUGCGUGACAUGGCGGAGCGUCGCGAGCUGUCGCCGCACUACCUGCACAUGGAGCGCGAGGCCGAGGCCAACCUCACGCGGCGCUGGACCAACGCCGCCAUCUGGAAGUGGUGCGACCUCGACGCGCACGACAACGACAGGUUCGUAUCGCGCCACGAGCUAUUCCCCAUCCGAGCGCCGCUGAUGUCGCUGGAGCACUGCAUCGCGCCCUUCCUCGACCGCUGCGACGAGGACGACGACCACCGCAUCACACUCGCCGAGUGGGGCAAGUGCCUGGAGCUCGAUGAGUACGAGCUUGAGGACCGCUGCGACGAGCUGACGGACGAGACCGCGUAGACCUGCGUGACGUCAUCGUACUUUACUAGCAUAAACUCGGUACUAUCACAUCUCGUGUGAAAGUGGAGACUUAGAUUUUAAUUCGUGUAUAAGUACUUAUUAUAAUAUCACAAAAUGUACUUCGAUAAAAGAUUUAAUUAAAAAUAUAUGUCAACGACUAAUGUUACUGAGCUAUUUACUUAACAAUAUACAAUGGUGCAUGUAACACUUCAGUAUGAAGUAAUGUUGCAUUUUUAAUUCACAGCGACUUGCAUCCCUCUUAGGUAACUAACAGACUACUUUACAGAUAAGCCGUACUGUGAUUUUCAACAAACAAUAAACUAUACAAUAAAGUAUUUGAAACUCAA
Messenger RNA from Nymphalis io (European peacock), 1459 nucleotides. RefSeq names its product SPARC (gene SPARC). Gene Ontology annotation, biological process: anatomical structure development. Gene Ontology annotation, molecular function: protein binding; calcium ion binding; extracellular matrix binding. Lineage: Eukaryota; Metazoa; Arthropoda; Insecta; Lepidoptera; Nymphalidae. The record is from RefSeq and is a predicted model, not a curated record. Bases 141 to 1112 code for a protein of 323 amino acids. The transcript is spliced from 9 exons.